Monodelphis domestica (gray short-tailed opossum) is the source of this 1804-nucleotide messenger RNA. The record is from RefSeq and is a predicted model, not a curated record. NCBI's taxonomy places the organism in Eukaryota, Metazoa, Chordata, Mammalia, Didelphimorphia, Didelphidae.
AUGUUUACCAGGAUCCCUAAUACUCUUUCCAGAGCUUACCCUUUGGGACUACUCUUCUGUAUGCUCUCAGGGUCCUGGGCACAGGUGCAGCUGGUGGAAACAGGAGGCAAACUGACCCAUGAAGGCCAGAGCUUAACCCUGACCUGUAAAGCUUCAGGGCUUGUCUUUAAGGAGUUUUCCUUUUCCUGGCACUGGACACCACCUGGAGGCUCAAGGGAGCUGGUGGCCAGUAUCACUGCUGGGACAGGUAACACCCAAGAGUACAGGAAAGACAUUCAGAAUAGAGCCUUCAUUUUCAGGAACAAUGAGGCCCAAACAGUCUCACUGACUCUGUAUCAUCUACGGAAAAAGGACUCAGGCAUUUACUACUGUGCAAGACUCACCAUAUUAAGGCCAGGCACAGGGCCUGACACAAAACCUAUACUUCCUGAGACAGGACCAGGACUGGAGAUGAGAAUGCAACUGAUCCUAGAUGUCUUUUCUGUUAAGUUUCUGAAUCCUUCCCCCACCUCUCCACCACCCCACUUCCUGCCACCCCCAGAUAAGUGGGAUGACUUUGGGCCAGGAACAGAAGUGACUGUGCUUCCAAGAGAUGAGACUUAUCUGAAAGAAUCAGGAGGUGGCCUAUAUCCAGGCAAUGAGAUUCUAAACCUCACAUGUCAAACAUCUGGCUUCCAAUUCAAUACAAGUGUACUAGGCUGGUACCUUUGGGACCCAGGAUGUGCUCCUCAGUGGCUGUCCAGCCUUGACCAUAUAUCCACAGAAACCAAAGAAGAACGAAUCAUCUCUUCCAGAGAGGACAGUAGCAGCCAGAUUUUCCUUCAAAUUAAAGGCCUGGGUAUUGGGGAUUCUGGCAAUUAUCACUGUACAAAGAGGGUGGGUGAUGGAGAUAACACAGACAAGCUAGUCUUUGGUCCUGGGACAGAUGUGAUCAUAGAACCAGGACCUCGGGCCCCUUUGACACCCAGCGUGUUUUUGUUGAGGAGUCAGGAUGCUGUGGCCUGCCUGGUCAGUGACUUCUACCCCAAGGACCUAAAUGUGUCUUUGGCCUCUUCUAGAGCUUCAAUACCAGGCCAGGUCCUCACUGUGGCUCCCACAGCACGUGGCACCUAUAGCGCCAUCCAGAUUGGUAGGGUUGAUGAGAAUGAUGCAGUAAUCUGCUCAGUUCAGCACCUUGGGAAAGAGAUCCAUAUGUCCCACAAGUCAGACUCUUUGAAGCUGGAACCAUCCUAUCCUGAUCAGAAGUUCAAAGAUGAAUUAAAAAUGAAUGGGAAAAGGGCAGAAAUAAUGGAAUUAAGCCUGAACAUGAUUGGAACAGAAUCUGAGGAGAGGAAUAAGUUACUCCUCAGUGUGCUGAGCCUGAGACUGCUGUUUAUGAAGACUGUGGCCAUCAAUGUCCUGUUCACCAUGAUAGCUUUGAUUUUCUGAGAAAAAUCCUGGGAAUGAAGACCCAGGAGUCAACACUUUAUCCUUGACAUUACUCUUGGAAAUCACAGUGAUCCCAGUGACUUCAGUUACAUUCAUUUCCCAUCCUAGCUACAGUAUACUCAGUCUCAUGUCUCUGUCCCUGGUGAUCAAUUUCUGGAUCCCUAUUCUGAAAUAAAGAUGUAAAAGCCUUAUCUGUUCUCCUCUGAAUUUCUGUGUUUCUAGGGGAAAUGGAGGGUGGGGAUUGGGCAUUAUCAAUUAAAGCAGGCAAAUGACUUAGUUAUUCUCAGGAAUACAAUGAUCCAAGACAAUCCCAAAGGACUCAUAAUGAAAAAUACCAUUCACCUCCAAAGAAAGAACUGAUAGAAUCUGAAUGCAG